Molecule: messenger RNA, 1560 nt
Organism: Rotaria socialis
Lineage: Eukaryota; Metazoa; Rotifera; Eurotatoria; Philodinida; Philodinidae
Source: the annotation of a GenBank genome assembly
AUGGCCUCACUGCUCAAGCUAUUUUUGACACUUGAACCGUCGCUUCGAUUUUAUCUACGUUCGCAACGUAUUGCUGAAAUUCAUGAAGCUCUAAUAUCAUCAUUACUUGUCUGUCAACCGAAAGAUCCUGUAGAAUGGUUACUUAGUUGCCUUAUGGAAUUACAUUCCUUGCCGCCAUCAGCAAAAAUCAAUCUUAAUUGGGAUUAUUUCAUUCCACAAAUCUAUCGACCUGUGGAUCGUCCAUUUAAUAUUGAAAGUUCAUUGAGCUAUGUUUUUGCUGUUUGUGAUGAUACAUUGGAGCCCAAUGAACGGCAAAUACGAAUGGCAAUUGAACAUUAUAAAUUACACAUUCAACGAAAACUUUUUUCAGCUUGGCUUCGUUAUCAUCUAACACAGCUAGGUCAAAAACGAUGGUUAGAAAAACGUGAACAGGCUGCCAGUGAAUAUUAUCGUGUACGAUCCUUGAAUAUCUAUUUUCGACAAUGGUCACAAUGGGUUACUCAUCGUCUUGCACGACAAAAAGCAGCUGCAUGUCAUAUCAAUCAUUGUACUGAAACCUAUCAAAUGCGAAUCAUUCUAAAUGAAUGGAAUCUUGUUGCUCAACAAGCACGACGUACACGGGAUUAUUUUGAUCGUGUCGAACGUGGUGAAGAAAAUCAACAAUUCAAUGGUUUCCUUAGCCAUGGAGAAGCACGUGAUGAAUUAUCUCUUCUAACACGUGAAGCUGCUGUUCGUAUACUUGCAUAUUUAGAUGUUGAUGAUUUAGCUCGAUGUGCUCAAGUUUGUCGUAAUUGGAAAAUGUUAACACAAUCAUCGAUGCUUUGGUCAAAACUUGAUUUACAUCGAACAAGUGAUGUACUUGAUGAUCGACUUGCAAUGCGUUUUAUACAACGAGCUCGACCUUAUUUACAACAUUUAAAUUUAAGAAAAUGUUCUCGUAUUGGUCGUCUAACUUUCCUUGGUAUUAGUAGUUGUAAAAAUCUACAAGAUUUAAAUUUAAGUGAAUGUUCAGCAGUCAAUGAUGAAGCCGUUAAAAUUAUAACAGCUGGUUGUCAUAUAUUACUCUAUUUGAAUUUGUCUCAAACUGAAGUGACUGAUCAAUCAUUUCGUAGUCUUGCGCGUAAUUGUCAUUUUCUACAAUAUCUUAGUCUUGCUUAUUCGCGUCUAUUUUCGGAUCGAGCAUUUCUUCAUAUAAUCAAUGGACGUGGCUGUCGUAAAUUAGCACAUUUAGAUAUUAGUGGAUGCACACAAUUAACAUCGGUGGGAUUCGAUGCUAUGUCGGAUGCUUUUCGUGAACUUGAAACUUUAGUGAUGGAUGAUAUGAGUAAUUUAUCAGAUAAACACAUGAAUCAAAUAUGUAAACGAUUAACUAAUUUAAGACAAAUAUCUAUGUGGUCAUCAGCUCGUCAACUUACAGGAUUUGCAUUUAGACACAUGAGUUCAUUAACACAACUAAUGACGAUUAAAUUUGAUUCAAAUAAAUUAGUUACCGAUGAAGAUGGUUUAAUCUCGAAUAUGAUACCAGUUAUAGAUUUUCGACUGUCUCAUGAUUCCCUAUAA